AUGAGCAACGAAGAAGAGCAGUAUGAGGACAGCACGAUGGGCGGUCCUGGUGCGCCAACUCCAGUAUCUGCGCUUGAGGGAGUAAAUGGACUGACUGCACGCGAUAUUAAACUGGUUAUCGAAGGUGGCUACAACACGGUAGAAUCGAUUGCUUAUACACCACGACGAGCACUCGAACAAAUAAAGGGCAUAUCAGAGCAGAAGGCGUCCAAGUUACUUGCUGAGGCCUCUAAACUUGUGCCCAUGGGCUUUACCACGGCUACCGAGAUGCACUCGCGUCGAAGCGAACUCAUUUCGAUUACGACGGGAUCAAAACAGCUGGACACACUGCUUGCGGGCGGCAUCGAGACUGGGUCUAUCACGGAGAUAUUUGGCGAGUUCCGAACAGGAAAGAGUCAGAUCUGUCACACGCUUGCCGUGACAUGCCAGUUGCCGUUCGACAUGGGAGGCGGUGAGGGAAAGUGCCUAUAUAUCGAUACUGAAGGCACUUUCCGUCCAGUGCGAUGUCUGGCCGUGGCAAAUCGUUACGGGCUUUCUGGCGAGGAAGUGCUGGACAAUGUCGCGUAUGCGCGCGCAUAUAACUCGGACCAUCAGCUGGAGCUUCUCAAUCAGGCCGCGCAGAUGAUGACGGAGACACGCUUCUCUUUACUUGUUGUGGAUUCCGCCACAGCGCUAUAUCGUACCGAUUUUGCAGGGCGUGGAGAACUUUCGGCAAGACAAACACAUCUUGCCAAGUUCAUGCGCACGCUGCAACGGCUUGCCGAUGAGUUUGGGAUCGCUGUUAUUAUCACGAACCAAGUGGUUGCGCAAGUCGAUGGUGGGCCUAGUGCCAUGUUCAACCCUGAUCCCAAGAAGCCCAUCGGAGGAAACAUUAUUGCGCACGCAAGUACAACUCGUCUGAGUCUGAGAAAAGGCCGAGGAGAAACGCGUGUGUGCAAGAUCUAUGACAGCCCUUGUCUCCCAGAGAGCGAUUGUUUAUUCGCCAUCAACGAGGACGGCAUCGGCGACCCCAAGGAGAAGGAUCUGGAGGAGAGAAACAACAGGUGA
This is a messenger RNA of Pyrenophora tritici-repentis Pt-1C-BFP, 1047 nucleotides long. Its product is annotated as RecA, RecA-RadA recombinase. The record is from RefSeq and is a predicted model, not a curated record. Gene Ontology annotation, molecular function: single-stranded DNA binding; ATP-dependent DNA damage sensor activity; DNA strand exchange activity. Lineage: Eukaryota; Fungi; Ascomycota; Dothideomycetes; Pleosporales; Pleosporaceae. Gene Ontology annotation, biological process: double-strand break repair via homologous recombination; DNA recombinase assembly; mitotic recombination. Gene Ontology annotation, cellular component: condensed nuclear chromosome.